Hemicordylus capensis (graceful crag lizard) is the source of this 1588-nucleotide messenger RNA. It is a transcript of the gene SPATA22, whose product is annotated as spermatogenesis associated 22. Bases 352 to 1410 code for a protein of 352 amino acids. Gene Ontology annotation, biological process: gamete generation; homologous chromosome pairing at meiosis; regulation of meiotic cell cycle. Lineage: Eukaryota; Metazoa; Chordata; Lepidosauria; Squamata; Cordylidae. The transcript has 9 exons. The record is from RefSeq and is a predicted model, not a curated record.
AUUGCAAAAAAAUUCACCAAAUCACUAAAAAAAUCGGGUUGCGGUUAGCGAGACCGGCAGCAAUUUCCCAGCUGCGGAUACUCAAAACCGCGAUUGGGAAAACUGCGGUGGGCGAGAGAUGACUGCAUUCCUCUCAUUUUAACGAACAGGCAGGAUACAGAUCCAGUUAGUCACGACUAAGAACUACUGAAAUAAAUGAGACACGGUUCACUUAAGACCUGUCAAUUUCAUGGACUGACGAGCUUGACCUGAAUCCUGCACCCGUUGUGCAAAUGUUUGCAUUUGCAGUUCGAUAUAAACUAAAAUGUACAGUCCAUGGGAGAAAGUCGUAGGAAGUUUUGAAAAAACACUAUGAAGAGGAAUUUCCCUGACAGUUCAACUCGUAGUACAGCAGGAUGUCUGUCUAUACCACUGUUCAACCAGAAGAAAAGGAAUAGGCAACCACUCACUUCCAACCCACUUAAAAAUGAGAUAAAUUCCUGCAAUUCAGCUGAAAAUUUGGAUUUUUCUACCAUGCUUGCAGAUUUCGGCUGGGAAGCGGCCAAGCCAGAGCCAACUCGAUUACAGAAAACAUUAGGCACGGACCGAACAGAGCUUUCGAUGCCACCUUCUCUGUUAAAGCACCCCCAAACACCAGAGCCUACGCUAUCAAGUGCAGGAAGGAACAAUUGGAGACUAGAGGAGAAAAACAGCAGUGCUAAUGUUUGGAAAACCAGUGACCACCCAGUUUUUGGUAGCAGAACGGAAAACAGAAAGAUUCCGAAGCUGGACAGCUCAGAUUGCAUAAUGGGGGCUGAAUCAAAGCAGCAGAAUUUAACUGGCCAUCCAAAGCCAGGAGUAGCAGAAAGAAGCCCUUCAUUCACAGCCCAGAGGCCAACCGGGUUAAAUACGAUGCAGAGAGACCUGCACGGUCCAAGAACAUCGUAUACAUUCAAACCCAAUUCAUACCAACAAAAGGUUGAUGAGAAUAAAGAUAAAAAAAGGAUUCAGAACGUGCCAGCAAAUCAACUCAAACUGAAAGAAAGAGACAGCUCUCUCCGAAUUAUCUCUGCAGUCAUUGAAAGCAUGAAGCACUGGAGUCAGUACACUCACAAAGCUCCACUGCUAUUUGAGGUGUUAGGCACUCUGGAUUCUGCGGUGACCCCUGGACAACACAGUGCAAAGACUUUCCUUCUGAGAGACAGGAAGGAGAGUGUGUCCUGUGUAUUCUAUGAGAUUGAUCGGGAGCUUCCAAGAUUAAUCAGAGGCCGAGUCCACAGGUGCGUGGGAAACUAUGACGCAAAACGGAAGCUCUUCAGGUGCGUCUCCGUGAGAACGGCCACUGUUUCCGAACAACAGACUUUUCAAGAUUUUGUCCAAAUUGCAGAUGCAGAGAUGAGUGAAUACGUGAAAACAAGCAACGAAGUUUAAGUGUUGACGUCGCAGUUCAGAUCGGUGAAAGAAACGAGGCAGUUUCUCCACACCUCAUUAAGCAUUAACAAAGCAUAACAUUAAAUAUUUCCAGAGCUCAGAUAUUGCCAAUGCCUGUGCUAAAGCACCAUUAUCAUUAGAAGCUACCUAAAAAUAAAAGCAUUCCAAUCUGUUCCCA